Triticum urartu is the source of this 1660-nucleotide messenger RNA. It is a transcript of the gene LZF1, whose product is annotated as light-regulated zinc finger protein 1. Gene Ontology annotation, molecular function: zinc ion binding. The record is from RefSeq and is a predicted model, not a curated record. Gene Ontology annotation, cellular component: nucleus. Gene Ontology annotation, biological process: photomorphogenesis; regulation of DNA-templated transcription. Lineage: Eukaryota; Viridiplantae; Streptophyta; Magnoliopsida; Poales; Poaceae.
ACUAAUCCACCACCACCCGCCCGCCCGCCAUCGACACCGCACCACUCACUAAUUCUCGCCGCUAAUCACUUGGCCCCGGUUAAAAGCCAGCCCGCGUGCGGGGCGAGGCGAGAUCCAAUCGCAUCUCACAUCGCCACCGAACCGUAUCCUCCGGCCCUCUUCCUUCCUCCCCCACCCCGACCCGCACCCGCCCCCUCCCCCCUCCCCUUUCCCGAGGCAGCGGGCGAGCGAGGGAGAACAGAGCAGAGCGGAGCAGAGGGCGAUGAAGAUCCAGUGCAACGCGUGCGGCGCCGCGGAGGCGCGGGUGCUCUGCUGCGCCGACGAGGCCGCGCUCUGCGCCGCCUGCGACGAGGAGGUGCACGCCGCCAACAGGCUCGCCGGCAAGCACCAGCGCGUGCCGCUCCUCCCCGACGCCGCCGCGCCGCCCAAGUGCGACAUCUGCCAGGAGGCUUCUGGAUACUUCUUCUGCCUGGAGGACCGUGCUCUACUUUGUAGAGAUUGUGAUGUUGCUAUACACACAGUGAAUUCCUUUGUUUCAGCACAUCAAAGGUUCCUGCUGACAGGAGUUCAAGUUGGCCUCGAUCCUGCCGAUCCUGUUCCACCUGUUGCUGACAAGCACGUUAACACUUCAGGUGGAUCAGUGGAUUCACUACGGAAACACUUGCCAAAGAAAAAUCCUACAGCCCUAUUUUCAGGUGAAAACAGUGCAUCUAUUCCCAGCCAAAAUGCAAUCAGUGGAGAUUAUUCAAGGCAGAUUUCUGCUCCAAAUACCAAGACAGGAAUGACCAAUUGGACUAUGGACAACAGUGCACUUAGAUUGGCAGAGCCUCCACCUAAGUACCUGUCAGAUGGAAAUUCAAAACUUCUGCUCUCUAAUCAGACCACCACAGCUUUAUCCAACCAAAUGAACAGAGAUAGUGGCCGGGCUUACAACUUACCAUUCUCAGGCGGCAAUGGGUCAGACAGUUUACCUGAUUGGCCUGUGGAUGAAUUCUUCAGUAACUUAGAAUAUGGCCCAAACUUUGGCUUCACUGAGCAUGGUUCUUCCAAGGGUGACAAUGCUAAGCUGGGGAGUGCUGGGGGAUCUCCACAGUGCCGUCUAGCUGAAGGCCUGUUUGCAGAAGACCUGCUAGGCCAGGUACCUGGAUUAGAUGCUGAGGAUCCAUGGGUGGUGCCCGAGGUUCCCUCCCCACCAACAGCCUCGGGUCUAUGCUGGCAAGGGAACUUGCAUUACCCUGUGUAUGACGGCGCCAUGUUCGUCCCUGAAGCACCCUCCCUGCAGAGCUCCCAGGACCACUUCACUGCAUCUGCUGGUUUCAAGCGUCGAAGGAGAGAGUUUUGAAUACCCGAAAGAAUAUAGCGUUGGACAUAUCUGUCGAACAGGGGAUCUUGCUGUAGGUCUCUUGGUGAGCCAAAUCGCAUAGACAAUCAUUCAAAUGGAUGGGUUCUUCGCCGGUCGGUCAAGAAAAUAUAUGUUGUAAUUGUACGCCUUUUUUGGGUCUUGUUGCUGAAGAUCAUGGUUAGUGAGUUGUGAGCUCUGAGAUAACAGGUUUGUGUAUAGUGAAAUAAAGAGGAGCGUCGUCAACACCAUGUACUAUACAGGUUUCAAAAUUCCAUUGAGAUGCAUCAGAAAUCAAUGUUGAAUUUGUGUGUUUCGAUU